This is a messenger RNA of Rhagoletis pomonella (apple maggot), 3678 nucleotides long. RefSeq names its product vesicle-fusing ATPase 1. Gene Ontology annotation, cellular component: Golgi stack. Gene Ontology annotation, molecular function: ATP binding; ATP hydrolysis activity. The record is from RefSeq and is a predicted model, not a curated record. The transcript has 11 exons. Lineage: Eukaryota; Metazoa; Arthropoda; Insecta; Diptera; Tephritidae. The coding region runs from base 328 to 2568 and encodes 746 amino acids. Gene Ontology annotation, biological process: Golgi to plasma membrane protein transport; SNARE complex disassembly; intra-Golgi vesicle-mediated transport.
CAUCAGCCAAUUUCAAUAGCAAUCAGUGGACAAGUUUAUUUGCGGAAAAGUGUUAAAUGCGUGAAAAAACAAGUAUAAAUCUUUAUAAAAGUCACGGAAUUAAUUCGGCUAAUACCAAAAGGAUAGGUGCAUAGCUACAUACAUACAUACACAUCUGCUAUCUUAUGGAUCGAUAUUCGGUGUAAGAAGAAUAAGAACAAGCAUCUACCCUUAUUUUCCCUGGAUUUUUUCAUCAACUUACCAGUCUGGUUGGAGACUUUCGCAAGCAAAAGCAGAUUUAGUCGAUAAUUGUGUGUUAUUCGUGCUGUGCAGGUGUAUCCUAAGAAAAUGUCCUAUCGUCUGAAAGCAACGAAAUGUCCAACGGACGAAUUGUCGGUGACCAACAAGGCCAUCGUGAAUAUCAACGAUUUUCCAGAAGAUGUUAAGUAUGCCGACAUAUCACCUGGCCCCGGUCAACAUUAUAUAUUUGCAUUGGCACACACCAACGAAGUAGCGAGGGGUCAUGUAGGCUUUUCGUUGGUGCAACGAAAAUGGGCAACCCUUUCCAUUAAUCAGGAUAUUGAUGUGAGACCAUAUCGUUUCGAUGCCAACUCCGAUGUCAUAACUCUUGUAUCAUUCGAGACAGACUUCUUACAAAAGAAAAUUACAUCACAGGAGCCCUAUGAUUCUGACCAGAUGGCAAAGGAGUUUUUAAUGCAGUUUGCUGGCAUGCCUUUGACUGUUGGGCAGACUUUGGUAUUUGAUUUUCAAGGCAAAAAACUACUAGGGCUUGCAGUAAAAACUUUGGAAGCUGUAGAUCCAAAGUCACUUGGCGAGGGCAAGGAAACGACUUCAAAGAAUGUUCGCUUUGGUCGUAUACUUGGCAAUACAAUUGUACAAUUUGAGAAAGCUGAGAAUUCUUCGCUGAAUUUACAAGGCAAGUCCAAAGGAAAAAUAGUACGCCAGAGUAUCAUCAAUCCAGAUUGGGAUUUCGGCAAGAUGGGUAUUGGUGGCUUGGAUAAAGAAUUCAAUGCCAUCUUUCGUCGUGCUUUUGCAUCGCGUGUCUUCCCCCCUGAGCUUGUGGAGCAGCUGGGCUGCAAACACGUCAAAGGUAUAUUGCUGUAUGGCCCACCCGGUACUGGUAAAACGCUGAUGGCACGUCAAAUUGGGACUAUGUUGAAUGCGCGCGAACCAAAAAUUGUCAAUGGUCCACAAAUUUUGGACAAAUAUGUAGGCGAAUCGGAAGCAAAUAUACGACGACUCUUUGCUGAGGCUGAGGAGGAAGAGAAAAGGCUCGGCCCCAACAGCGGUUUGCAUAUCAUAAUUUUCGAUGAAAUCGAUGCUAUCUGCAAAGCGCGUGGUUCGGUCGCUGGCAAUAGUGGCGUGCACGACACAGUGGUUAAUCAAUUGCUAGCCAAAAUCGAUGGCGUAGAACAGCUAAACAAUAUAUUGGUUAUUGGUAUGACCAACAGACGUGACAUGAUUGACGAAGCUUUGAUGCGACCCGGUCGCUUGGAAGUGCAAAUGGAGAUCAGCCUGCCGAACGAAGAGGGUCGCGUGCAAAUUCUGAACAUACACACAAAGCGUAUGCGCGAAUUCAACAAGAUUGCUCCCGACGUCGAUUCCAAGGAGAUUGCUGCAUUAACAAAGAACUUUAGUGGCGCUGAGUUGGAGGGUUUGGUGCGUGCGGCACAAUCCACCGCUAUGAAUCGAUUAAUCAAAGCUGAUGCCAAGGUACAUGUGGAUCCACAAGCAAUGGAGAAACUUAAAGUAACACGAACUGACUUCCUGCACGCGUUGGAGAAUGAUAUUAAACCGGCUUUUGGCACGGCACAAGAAAUUUUGGAUAAUAUGCUUUCACGUGGUAUCACCAAUUGGGGCCAGCCUGUGGCCAGUGUACUUGAGGACGGUAUGCUGUAUGUGCAGCAGGCAAAGGCCACCGAAAGCUCUGGCUUGGUGUCAGUGCUCAUUGAGGGCGCACCCAAUUCUGGCAAAACAGCGCUGGCUGCUAAAUUGGCCAAAAUGUCGGAUUUCCCGUUUGUUAAAGUGUGCUCACCAGAGGAUAUGGUCGGCUAUACCGAAUCAGCUAAAUGCUUGCACAUUCGAAAGAUUUUCGAUGAUGCUUACCGCUCUACGUUGAGUUGCAUUGUAGUAGACAAUGUAGAACGUUUGUUGGAUUAUGGUUCAAUUGGACCACGUUAUUCGAAUCUGACAUUGCAAGCAUUGUUGGUUUUGCUCAAGAAACAGCCACCAAAGGGACGCAAAUUGCUCAUUUUGGUCACUUCAAGUAGACGGGCUGUGCUCGAGGAAAUGGAAAUGUUGACCGCCUUCACAUCCAGCUUACACGUACCAAAUCUAUCAAGUGCCGAACACGUUGUAGCCGUGCUUGAGCAUGCAGAGAUUUUCAGCAAGGGUGAAUUACAGGCUAUUGGCAAAAAGAUGGCGGGCAAGAGGAUAUUCAUUGGAAUUAAAACAUUGCUCGGUCUCAUUGAUAUGGCGCGGCAAACUGAGCCCCAGCAUCGAGCUAUUAAAUUCCUCUCCAAAAUGGAGGAAGAAAAUUUCUUGGGAAUGAGUAGCAAAGAACAGUAACUAUAUCGUAGAGAAUUAAAUUUUUCGAUAGUGGAGCUUAAAGACGUUUUCUGAAUAUAAAGAAAAGAAAUUGUGUUAAAGUAAUAAAUUAACAAAAAUACAUAUAUGCAUACAUACAUACAAGUGGAAAGCUAAGUACAUAAAAUGAUCAAAAAAAUUAAUGAAAAACAAAAUAUUUUAUUCUAUUACGUAAUAAUGCUAAUCAUUUAAAAAGAAUAUGCAUGUGCACAUGCAGCGAUAUAUAUAAAUGCAUACAUUUGGUGGAGCAACAUUAAUUACUUUGAAAGAAGGCAAUGUUUAGCCCAUAUUGUAAGCAGUGUUGGUGGACGGUUUUUAAGCUAGCCAUUAAAUAGUGAGAAAACAAACUCACUGUUCCUUUACUCGUUCGGUGUACUGUAUUUAGUCAGAAGUCGUUCCCGUACACACAUUUACAAUAUCUUCCGGACUAAAUCGAGUAAAGAAACGUACUAAAAUAGUGAUUUGAUAGAAGAGCAUCAAUUACAUAUAUACACGAGAAUUUUACUAAGGUACAUACAUACAGAGUGAACGAAAUAAGAAUUAGCAACAUUUUGUAGGCUUUAAAAUGGAAUUAAAACGUAAUAAAGGUAUUAAAUGCGAAUUUUUGACCAAAAAAGUUACUGAGUGAUAUGUGAUUGAGUGGUAUGAAGUUUAUGAGUACCUAUUUCCCAAAAGCUGUAGUUACGGAAAUUGUGUUAUAUUAUAAGUAAUGCUAGACAUUCGUGUUUCAACAUCGUUCUUAACACUAACACCUCUAAGACCUGAUAGCCUCGCUUCGCUUCCUUAAACCGUCCUACAUACGGGCUUUCGUUUUUAAUAUUUAUUUCAUAACCAAAUUUAUGUAGUGCAUUUGUACAAAGAUGCAUACUUGUAUUUGCAAUAGUAUCAUAUACAUAUAACACAUUCGUCUUAAAUCCCCACAUUCCAAAAAAUGUUAAGUAAAUUUUUGAAUUACAUAGUAAAGAAAAGCAGUGUCGUCAAAUCUUUUUAAAUAUGCAGAUUCAACAUUCACAUGAAAUCUAUGUAUUCACACUUCCGAAAGAAGAUUUCACACAAGCUCUUAAAUAAAAGAAAAAAUCGAAAGUGUUGCGC